GUAAACGGUGGGGCCCACGCCCCUGUCUCUCAACCGCGGCAGUGAUGAAUGGCGGCCGACCCAUUUAAAACCCUCGUUUGCACAGGGUCCCAGAUUCCCAUCUCCCCACCCACCCUCUACUGCUUGCUACUCUCUCUCUAGCAAUGGCGGCCGCCGCGGGUUGCGAGGCCCUGGCCACCUACCUCGGCGUCAGCUUCGCGCUCUUCCUCGCCACCCUCCCGGGCGGCGCUUCCUCCGGCGCGCGCCACGUCGCGUCUUUGCAGUCGCGCGGCCGCCUGCUGGCGACGCGCCUGCUCGCCGCCGAGGACCAGCUCCGCCAGCUGCGCGCGCGCCGCCGCGAGGACGCCCGGGCCAACGCCCGCGCCGCCGAGAUCUUCGCGGGCCACCGCGCCGCCUGGAUGGAGGCCGAGCGCCGCCUCCUCGCGCGCACCGCGGCCGCAGGGGACGAGGCCGCGUCCCUCCGCGCGCGGCUCGCCGAGGCCGAGGCCGAGGCCGCCGCGCUAAGAGCGCGCGUGGAGCGGCUCGAGUGCGAGGCCGCCGAGCGCGACGACCUGCUCACCGCGCUCCUCGCGGCUACGCGCUCCGGCGGCGAUGCCGAGCUCCGCGCCAGCGAGGAGGAACGAGUCCUCGACGCACGGGAGGAGGAGCAGGGGCCGGUGGAUCCAGCCGAUCCGUGCGGUGCUGAGACGACCGACGCUGAGACCCUGGCUGCGGCCGCGGCUCUCUACGCUCAGCAGCGGCAGAAGAACGAGGGCUUUGGCGACGAGUUCUACACGGCGGCGUCGGGAAUGCCGCCUUGGACGGAGCUAUCAAAAGGGUGGCAGGACCUGAAGUAUGAUACAGUUGAGUCAACAUACAACACAAAGCAUACUGCACCAUGGAGAGAAUCACCCUGGAAGGUGGACGUAGAAUCAUCAGGAGUUCCUGCUAAGCUUAGGUUGCUUGAGCAGGAAUUAAUUAACCUGGAAAAGGUAGUGAAUGGAGAUUUAUCCAAGAUUCCAUUGGUGAUGAGAAAGCAAGUGAAAAGAUACCAAACUCUCGCUGGGAAAAUUGACGAUCUUUGCAAACGAAUGCAAACAAGUGACCCUUGUGAUUCAACACUUGGCUCAGAGUUUAGAACACAGCGGCAAACAGAAUUCUUGCUGGAAGCAUUCCACCUUCAGCAUCGAGCAACUGAAACAAGGCAGAAGCUCAGCACACUGCAAGCAGAGACCGCAAAAAGCAGCUUUGGUGAUGAGCUAACAGCAGAAGCCAAAAUGUGCACAAGAAGAGCACUAAGUUCGAUUAGGAAUAACUUCAAGGAAAUCCAGCGAAGCCUGGAGAUUUGGCUGGCAAGAAUUCUGGGAGACCUUGAGGGCAUGCUGGCAAGGGAUGGGGCCUCACGCAUAAGAGAAUAUUUUCUGUCUCCGUAUGCUUCUGCUGUUCGAUGAGCGCUGGUUUCGUGCAAUGGUCAUCUUCCCUGACAACUAUAACAUUGACUGCAUUCGCACCGCAGCACAGCCUGUUGGUGCGGCCUCAGGAGGUAAAAUAUCGCAUUCAAGUUCAUGCUUACUCCUAGAUCCCCCUUGGUCUUCAUGGACAUUCUUGCAAGCUUUAACAAAAUUGAGGAGAAGUAAUUUUUGCAGGCAGAAAGAAAGAUUGUUUUUUACAAUUUAAAAAAAUGUCUUUUUCCCCGUAGAACCAGAUUUUGGCACUGAAUUUGACCAUGUUCUAGAUCACUUGUCUUCGUAUUUGUCAAAUUUAUGUUAAGAGUUCCAUGAGGCAUGGACACCGUAGGCAUGCUUGCAUGAAACAGAGGACCUCAGUGUACUUUGCACAUGCUGUUAUCAGGCGCCCCAAAAUCAGUUUGCGCUGUUUGCAGGCUUUAGCUGCCUCCCAGUAGUUCUUCGUUUGAUUAAGAGUUGUACAGUUGUAUGCUUAUGAUUCUGAUGGAUGCACUAAACUGAAUCUAGAACAGAUGUAUUGGAUGUGAUAAACUGUAUUCUU
Phragmites australis (common reed) is the source of this 1986-nucleotide messenger RNA. RefSeq lists its product as uncharacterized. The record is from RefSeq and is a predicted model, not a curated record. NCBI's taxonomy places the organism in Eukaryota, Viridiplantae, Streptophyta, Magnoliopsida, Poales, Poaceae. The transcript is spliced from 4 exons. Bases 144 to 1430 code for a protein of 428 amino acids.